AUGGAAACUUGGUUUUGGAUUCUUAGCUGGAUUCUGUCCAUUCUGACGAUAACUGGAAAUGGUUUCACCGUGCUUCUUGUGGGCAGUCGGCGUCGGCUUCGCACCAAAACCAACGCGCUGAUCGUUUCGCUUGCGGUGGCAGAUUUCUGUGUUGGGGCGUUCGUUGUUCCUUCACUGUUCUUCUGUCACAACAGAGGUGGCUGCAUUUGGCCUGGACCCUAUUCUUCCUGGGUGGAUUUUACAAGGUGGCUCUUUGCGUACGCCUCUACAAUGAACCUGUGCAGCUUGACACUUGAUCGGUAUAUGGCUGUUGCAAAGCCACUGAAAUACGUCACCUUCAUGACUGCGCGACGUGUUAUUCAAUUAACAUUUUUUUCUUGGUUUAUGCCUGUUUGUCUUGUUCUUUUUUCGUUUUUUUGGGAUUUAUAUGUAACAUUUCCUAAACGUAGAAUGGUCUUAAACGUAUGUUUUGCGCUCCUUGAGAUUUUUUUCACCUGCAUGUUAAUUUUCUGUUUUAUUUCCGUGGUAACAGUUGUAUACAAGCAAACUCGCUCAUCAGCCAUCUUGGCAAAACAGUUACGUUUCAACCACAGCGGUUUGACAAUCAACACACAUGAUAAAUCCGCAGUUGUGAUGUUGGCAAUUGUCGUAGGCUUCGCUCUAGUUUGUUUCGCAGUUUACUUUCGCUGUACCCUUCUCAUGUUUUUGGGAAAGAACUCUUCGUGUCCAAGUGACGUGAAAUAUAAAAUACCUAUGUUAGUUCUAAACUCUGCAAUUAACCCCUUGGCAUAUGCUUUCUUCAAGCGUGACAUUAAAAGGGCACUACAAGGAAAAUAG
This is a messenger RNA of Porites lobata, 837 nucleotides long. The record is from the annotation of a GenBank genome assembly. Lineage: Eukaryota; Metazoa; Cnidaria; Anthozoa; Scleractinia; Poritidae.